Messenger RNA from Oppiella nova, 1534 nucleotides. The record is from the annotation of a GenBank genome assembly. NCBI's taxonomy places the organism in Eukaryota, Metazoa, Arthropoda, Arachnida, Sarcoptiformes, Oppiidae.
UAGCGACUAGUAUAUAAUUUAUUUGCUUUUAGAAAGCGGUUUGAAAACUAUUUUUACGCAAACAUGGAGUUGAAACCUCACGACAAUACUAAUAAUAAUGGUCAUAAUAAAACUAACCAAGUGACCACGAUCAAUACGCAGGAUGAGGGUGUAUGGAGGCGCCGACUACGCAGGGUGGCCAGGGUGAAACCGCACCUGGUGCUUAUAUUCAUUAUAUCUAUCGUGGGCUUUGCCUACCACUUUCACCUAUCAUUGUCACAGUACUGGGAUUAUAAGACUACGGUAUCCUUUGCUUAUGAAAUACCCGAUGACUACAAGUUUCAAUACCCGGGCCUAACGCUGUGUUUCCCCGAUAUUAUACCACAUUUCCGGAUGAUUGAGAUGUUCCCGGAGUAUGAGGAGGCCGUGGAGGGUAUCAGGAAUGAGUCGGUUAAGAGGGAUGACCCUAAUUAUUGGACUAAACCCGAGUCGGGCUCAGCUAAUAAGUAUAAGAUGCGAGGCAAAUAUCUGUACAAAUACUUUGAGGACAAAGUGGUGUCAAACCACACAAUACUAGAGCUGUUGAAAGACUUCACUUUCGGUCGCGAAGACGAGUGUCUCAUCGACGCCAAACCCGUCGCCACAGAUGGCUAUAAACUGGAUUACUGUCAACUGGUAGCCGAGCCCCUGGAGUCCAUUAACGGAGAGUACCGGUGCUUCACAUACAUGUCCCAACUGGACCUGGAGUUGACGGACGAGACCCGGGAUACGUUCAAAACGUCUAUAUUUUUAUCGCAAUCUAAUUACGAACAGCGGACUAAUAAAGUGGUUUACGUGAGCCAUGCGCUCAACCAGUCCCAGAGGCACCACCCAUUUGAAAAGGACUUCAGGGCCCGGGCUAUGAUACACCCGCCCAACGCGCUCCCGGUGCCCAACUUUUACCCGUCCAUCCCGUUGUACCAGUGGUCCCGGUUUUACGACAUAGAGUUUCAAAAGACGGUUACCCACGCCCUGGAGGCCCCGUACGCUACUAAUUGCUUCAUGUAUAAGACAGGUCUGGACCAAACCUACCAGUCCUACGACGACUGUUUCGCCAAAUGCGUGAUCGAUAAAUACCGGGAAACCUGCAAAUGCCUGCCCCGUAGUGGACUGCUAUACCGGCCCUCACUACUCCAGGGGAACGACACAUUUUGUCGCAAAAUCAACAAGUGCCAAUUCACAAACUACCGGCUCGAUUGCGAAAGUAAAUGCCAAAAGGACUGCGUUGAGGAACAGUACGAGUUUGAGAAGUUUGCGGACAUACCCUUCUAUGCCCACAACAACCUGACUGGCCUACAGGUGCGCCGUAAGCCGGCGUUGGAUAAGGUGUACAGACAUUCCCCUUCAGUUACGUUCAUUCAGUUGGUGUGCGAUUUCGGUGGGUUAGGGGGCCUAUGGCUGGGCUUUUCAGUCAUUACUAUCACUACGGCUAUCAUUGAACUGAUAUCCAAGCCGUUGGAGCGUAUGGUCGACUUGGAUGAGUAGGGGGUGGCUAUGAUUUAGCUGAACAUGGUGU